This is a messenger RNA of Limulus polyphemus (Atlantic horseshoe crab), 2315 nucleotides long. It is a transcript of the gene nac, whose product is annotated as GDP-fucose transporter 1-like. Gene Ontology annotation, biological process: GDP-fucose import into Golgi lumen; protein O-linked glycosylation via fucose. NCBI's taxonomy places the organism in Eukaryota, Metazoa, Arthropoda, Merostomata, Xiphosura, Limulidae. The transcript is spliced from 5 exons. Gene Ontology annotation, cellular component: Golgi apparatus. The record is from RefSeq and is a predicted model, not a curated record. The annotation marks the transcript as partial. Gene Ontology annotation, molecular function: antiporter activity.
CUGGAGGCACCUCUCUUUGUAACUUGUUUCCAGUGUUUAGUAACAACAUCACUGUGUGUUCUGAUGAGUGCCUUAUCCAUCAUGGCUCCAUUCAUCAUUACAUUUCCCAGGAUACAAGUCAGUCUUGGAGUUUUGAAACAGGUUUUUCCAUUGUCAUUUAUUUUCGUGGGUAUGAUUUCAUUUAAUAAUUUGUGUUUGAAGUAUGUUGGAGUACCCUUUUACUAUGUUGGGCGUUCACUAACAACAGUAUUUAAUGUGAUCCUAACAUACUUUCUACUGCACCAGAAAACUUCAGUGAAAGCAGUUACUUGUUGUGCUGUUAUUAUAAUUGGGUUUCUACUAGGAGUGGAUCAAGAAGGUGUUGCAGGAUCUUUAUCUGUAGUUGGUGUUGUUUAUGGAGUCUUGGCCAGUUUAUUUGUAUCGCUGUAUUCCAUCUUUACGAAGAAAGUCUUACCUGUAGUUGAUGGGAAUGUCUGGUUGCUGACAUUCUAUAACAAUCUGAUCGCAGCCUUCCUUUUUCUUCCUCUUAUGUAUUGCACAGGAGAGAUUCCCAUUGUUGUGGGAUAUAAACAUUUAACAGACCAUGUAUUUUGGGCACUCAUGACCAUGGGAGGAGCUUGUGGUUUGGCAAUUGCAUACAUCACAGUACUACAGAUAAAGGUGACAUCUCCUCUCACCCACAACAUCAGUGGCACAGCAAAGGCAUGUGCCCAGACAUUGCUUGCAGUGACAUGGUUUCACGAAGUAAAACCUACUCUUUGGUGGAUGAGUAAUGUUAUUGUUCUACUUGGUUCUGCUGGCUACACUCGUGUCAAACAGCAGGAGAUGCUACGAGCACAUCAAGAAGCUACAGUUAGCAAAAGAGAUGAAGAUAAAACAACUGCAUAAUUAUAAAAUUCACUGAUUUUAGGUAGUGUUUCAUGUCCAUCCAAAAGACAGUCGUGCAAUGCAAUUCCAAAAUUUUCACAAGACAUUAGGAUUUAUUGUUUUUUAAAGAUAGGUUUAUAAUGCAACACAUUUGAAGUGGUCUAAUUUAUUUUUCAAGUUCUGGGUGUUUGACAAAGUACUGUACAAUUCUGCCUUUCUAUUUGUUGAAUGUCACGAUACAUAUUUAAGUAUUACUUGUCAAUAAUGCUAAUUUAAUGCAUGCACAUUACAUGCUGUUGAGCAUGUGGAGGUUCUUUUGAUCAUUGUUUUCAAGCUUUUUAUAUACUUUUGAUUACAUCACGACAAUUAAAUAAAUUACCAUAUUGUUUCAAGAUUUCCACCAGUAAUAGUUUAUAAUAACAUUUAGCCUCUGAAAUGUGAUUUCCAGUUUUCUCCUUUUAAUAGCUUAUAGUGUUAGUGCUUGAAAACACCCUGCAAAAAUAUUUAUAUACAAUUGGGCAUGAAUUUUAUAUACAGAGCACGUGCAUUGAAUAUGUUCUUUCAUUGUUUUACUGUGCAUUCAAUAGGUUAUCUGGUUUUAAAAUGGAUGUUUGACCGUGAUAGUUUUUGUGGUCUUUCGUUAAGAAAAUGCAACUUUUUAAAAUUAAAUUGUUGUAAAUUAGGAAAUUAAAAAGAUCACAAAAUUAAUAGAUCACAGUAGACAACAUUCUUUAACACUCCUGUUAUUAAAGAUUUAAAUAAGAAAAUAUCAAAUUGGAAUAUAAGUUUUCUCAGUCAUGAUUUCUUAAUUGUAGUUUAUAUUUUGACGUCAUGAAUAACAAGUAGUUGUGUAGAAUCUGGUGGCUGACUUUAUCUGGUUAUUAAUCAUUACAGUUUACAUUCAUUAUCAAUCUUUCCCAAAUUACUUGAAAUGCCUUCUGAUAUCAGCAUAUUCACAGUUGGUAGAUAAUUUGGCUUAAAUUGGAACCAAAUAAUAUUUUAUUAGCAAGCUAUUUCCUUGCAAUAUUUCAAUUCUUUAUAGCUUCCCAUUCUUGUGUCAAUAAAGAGUGGUAAGUGUCACAAAGACUUUGUCUUUGUUAAUAGUAUACAGUACGUAGUCUAGUAUCAACUAAUUUGAGGCCUGAAACAUACAGUACACAGUGUGUUGUUAGUUAACAUCAAGAAUUAACCAAGAGUUAAUACAUGUAAUGCAAAGUGUAGUGUUAGUUAACUUGAAGAAUUAGCCUAUAUUUAACAUAUACAGUGCACAGCAUCUUAUUAUUUACUGUCUAAAAUUAGCCUGUAGUUAACAUAUACAGUACACAGCAUCUUAUUAUUUACUGUCUGAAAUUAGCUUAGAGUUAACAUAUACAGUACACAGCAUCUUAUUAUUUACUGUCUAAAAUUAGCUUAGAGUUAACAUAUACAGUACACAGCAUCUUAUUAUU